Messenger RNA from Olea europaea var. sylvestris, 601 nucleotides. RefSeq lists its product as uncharacterized. The coding region runs from base 246 to 584 and encodes 112 amino acids. The transcript has 3 exons. The record is from RefSeq and is a predicted model, not a curated record. Lineage: Eukaryota; Viridiplantae; Streptophyta; Magnoliopsida; Lamiales; Oleaceae.
GGGGUGGAGUGAUUGGAAUAGUCAUUGAUUUCUGGUCAAUUUCUCAUGAAAAUGAAAGACUGAACAGGAAAAUAAUGCUACAUUUCUAUGUUUUCCAAUUGAUGAUGAAACAACUGAAUUAAUCGUUUCAAACCCUCUUCUUUCUCUCUUUUUUCAAUUCUUCGAGUACUGUUGCAGAAAGUUAUCGUAAAUAUAAAUAUUGGUGCUAUUAUAUAUAUUUCUUCAGCGGGAGAAUAAAGAACAAGAUGAAGAAAUCUCUGAAGAAGAAAUGGCUAGGAUUUGCAGCAGCUAGGCAUGAAAGGGAAGAGCUCAAGCAUCAGCAAUCUCUUGUUUUUGUUGAACUUGACCAAGCUAGCCAGGACAUGGUUGAUUUGAGAGACUGCUAUGAUAAGUUAUUUUCAGUUGCAGCAGAAACAGCAAACAACGUAUAUGGAUUUUCAGAAUCACUGGGAGAAAUGGGUGAUUGUCUGCUCGAGAAAACAGCAUUAAUUGAUGAUGAAGAAAGUGGUAAGUCGAAAUUCUAUUGUGCCUCUGUAAGUUUUUAUGACUUGUGCAUCCAUAACUACUAUACAUUGAUUAGGUAGGUAUUCGAGGACGUGUU